GCGCGAUGCGGUUCCCCACUCACGUCUCUGUUUACGCACGCUCCCGGCGGGCAAUUAUCAGCUCUCGACCAAUCAGAACCGCCGGUUCAAAACGACGCCGCUCAGUGACCGCCAUUGGGACGCCAAAUUUGUCUAUUUUGUGCCGGAGUGUUGCUGGGGUUGUGUUUGUUUGCGAGGGCUUUUUAAAGAUGCCAAGGUCUCGAACUCCAUCAAGAAGCAGGCAAGCGCGGGGCUCUCGGUCGCGGAGUCGCGGCCGGAAGUCGCCGGCGCGCGCCAGUCGGUCGCCGGGUCGUGUCGGAGGGGCCAGCCGGUCGCCGGCGCGCGUCAGCAAGUCGCCGGCGCGUGCCAGCGCGCCGGCCAGCCGCUCCAGCCAGUCGCCACCGACCAGACAGCGCGUCACGCGCUCCCGGUCCCCGGCGCGCGUGGCCGCGGCGGCGCAGAAAGCGGUGCCGAACUCCGUAACACCCCCGCCGGCUGAGAGCGCCGCUCCGUCGGCCGAGCUGCUCACAUCCACCCCGAAGUCUGAGGUGCGCGCCCGGCGGCCGCUGACCCGCACCGCACCGGUACCCGUCGAGGUCGCCAGUCCCCCUCCAGUCAACAACGCCAACAGCAACUCGAAGCCGGCGCCGGAGGAGGAGGAGAAGGAGAAGGCGCCCGAGCCGUCUCCGUCGGGUGUGACCACCCGCCACUCGGCCCGCAUCGCCAACAAGCUCAGAGAGCUGGGCAUUGACCCGGCCGCCGGCGGGGACACUGCCCGCGAGCCGUCCCCCGCCGCUGCCGAGGAGGAUCUGAAGCCCAAACGGGACACGCACGUGGGCUGGGGCCGCGCGCUGCUCACUCCCAUGGUGCUGGGCAUCGCGCUGCUGCCGCUCUACGUCUACUCAGCCUGUAACAAGAAGCACUGUUCGAUCCGCCGCGUGCCAGAGGUGCCGACCGCGCUGAAGGCCUGGUUCGACCCGGUGGCGUUCGCGUGCGUUCUCGGCUUCCUGGCCGUGCAAGUGGCGAUUUCUCUGCUGCCCGUGGGCCGCGAGGUGGAGGGCCAGAUCUCCAAACAGGGCAUCCGACGCUACCGCUGCAACGGUUUCCUGUCGCUCGUUCUGACUGUCGGCGGCGUCGUGCUGGCCUACUACCUGGACGCGCCGGUGAUGAUCGCUCUCCUCAAACUGCGCCUGCUGAUGGUGGCCAGCGCGGUGACCGCCCUGCUGCUGGCUCCGCUGCUCCACUGGCGCGCCCGCUCGGCUCACCUGCUCGACCUGAACUCCGCCGGUGACACUGACUCCCUCCUGGUGAACGUGUCUGAGGGCCGCGAGCUGGCGCCGCGCCUGCUGGGGCUGGACGUGAAGCUGCUGAUGACGCGCGCCUGCUGCGUGGCCGCCGUGCUGCUGUCCGUGCUGUUCGUGCUGGCUGAGCGCGGCCUGAAGGGAGAGAGCUCCCCCACCCUGGUGACGGCGGCAGUGAUGGUAGCCGCCAUCGGAGUCGAUCACAUGUGGUUUGAGGAUACCUUGCUGACCACCUACACGUUCAUGAAUGAAGGAUUUGGACUGAAGAAGCUGCUGGGAGCCAUGGUGAUGCCGUUCUCCAUGACGUUCAACCUGCGCUUCAUCAUGGUCACAGGCGUGUCCCACCCCUGGUACGCCCUGGUGGGCUGUGUGAUGAUCUACCUGGUGGGCUACCUGAUCCAGCGCUCAGCCAACUCUCAGAAGAACGAGUUCCGCAAGAACCCGGUCAACCCGGCCCUGGCGCAUCUGGAGACUAUUCCGACGACGAAGGGGAAGAAGCUGCUGGUGUCGGGCUGGUGGGGUGUGGUGCGCCACCCCAACCACCUCGGCGGACUUCUCAUGAUCGUCGCCAUGUCGCUGCUCCUCGGGUUCCACCACGCGCUGGGCUGGGUGCUGCCCGCCUGUGCCGCCCUCGGCGUGGUCAUGCAGGCGCGCAAGGUGGACGCCUUCUGUCAGCAAAAGUACGGCGCUGCCUGGGAGCGGUACGCGGCACGUGUCCGCUACCGUCUCAUCCCCUCUGUGUUCUGAGCGCCACACGGGGCGCCACGUGGGCCGAGCGGGCACGUCCGCCCGGCCAGACACGUGGGAGGCGGAGAAGACGCACAUGAGGAUCUUGCCAGCUCAACUUCAUCGCGUUGGAGAGUUUAGUGACACCGGUACAAUUACAGCGACUCAGCUGCACAUUUGUGCAGGGACUGGUUGCUGGUAGUUGCCGAGCGGAGUGGACGUGUUCCUCCCUGUAGAGGCGGUGGACGGCGCUACGGCGCGCGCGUCGGCCUGAUGGCAGGGCGCUGGGAUCUGCCGAGUGUUUUGUGGGAGGGUAGAGGGCGCCUGGAGUCGUGGUGCCACUGCCGCAGGUUUUUGGGGUGGGGGCUGAGGAUAUACCAAAUUGAAUGACGGUCCCUAUUGGGGCUGUCCUCUGGUGUUUGCAUGGCCAGAGAAAGCCACGGAGUUAUAAAGCCCCAUCCUGCUCUGGUGAUCAUAUUUUUGGCGGGCCUUUUUGGCUGCUACACAUUACCUCAACAUUCACAUACAAUUCAGUCAUGUUUUCCACCAGCCAGUGAUCGAUCCAUAAUUGAAAUUCGCCCAGUAUUGACACCCCGUCCGCGUAGCGCGGGCGGGAGGGACACUAGUUAGACGACCGUUAGAGUGUGUGUUGUGUGGUUCAUCCAUCCCCUGUACAUACUCAUCGGCGUGCGAGUGUGAGUGUGAAUAGCUGGCCCCGGUGCCAGGCUAGGGCAGUGAGACCAUCGUCACCGGGAAUGGUAGGCCUUAGGAUCUCACCGGGGGAGUCCGAGAUUGCCGGGUGGGUGCGACUCGUCAGGGCCGGCCCGUUUAUUUUAGUUCGUAGUUGUGUUGCGUCGGCUGCCGUCGCGGUUUCGGUUUAAGUGUUGGCAUGCAGGCUCGAAUCGGUUUUCAUGCACUUGCGGUGGCUCGCUCUCUCGCUCACUCUUGUUUCAUAAUUUUUAAUGGUUUUCUGUAUGGUUGGUAAUUGGUAAAGUUCUCUGAAGCGAAUUUGAGGUCCUGGCUUUUCAGAACAACUGCGUUUUAUGCGGGCUCUUUGCCGGCCUUCGAACAAACGUAUCACCCGUUCAUGGCUGCUUGCGUUUCUGAGUCGUUUUACCCUGAUUCAAUCCGGUGGCGGGCCGGUCAUGGAUGCAGGUUUCGCAGCUGUCGUGUCAUUUUGGAAACGGUUUGUCGACAAUAAACGUAUGGUUCGCGUCCGAGA
Molecule: messenger RNA, 3228 nt
Organism: Amphibalanus amphitrite
Lineage: Eukaryota; Metazoa; Arthropoda; Thecostraca; Balanomorpha; Balanidae
Product: delta(14)-sterol reductase TM7SF2-like
Exons: 10
Coding region: 6-2027 (673 amino acids)
Biological process (GO): sterol biosynthetic process
Cellular component (GO): nuclear inner membrane; endoplasmic reticulum membrane
Molecular function (GO): oxidoreductase activity, acting on the CH-CH group of donors, NAD or NADP as acceptor
Source: RefSeq, a predicted model, not a curated record